AUGGACAUAAAUAAUAAUAUUGACAAUAUUACAAAUAGUAAUAAUAAUAUUGAAAAAAAUAAUAAUAUUAAUAAUUUUGAUAAUAAUAAUAAUAAUAAUAAUAUUUUAUAUAUUAGUAGUAGUGAGAGCAAUAAUAAUAAUAAUAUUAAUAGUAGUAAUAGUAGUAGUAAUAAUACUAACAAUAGUAAUAAUAGUAGUAUUAGUAAUAAUAAUAAUAAUAAUAAUAAUAAUAAUAAUAAUAAUAAUAAUAUUUCCAUAGAAGGUAAUACAGCUAAUAAUAGUGAUAUAAAAGUUGGAACAAGUUUAACGAAUUCAAUUAAAAGCUUUAAGAAACUAUUUAAUAAUCAAAAGAGUAAUAAUAAUAACAAUAAUCUUCAAGUUAAUCAUUUUCAACAAUCACAAUCAUUACCACCAUCAUCAAAUACUUCGCCUACAUUUUCAUCAACAUCACCAAUUAUAAUCGUAUCGGAUAAUACAAAUAUUGAAUCUUUAGAUUUAGAAAUAAAUAGUAAUAAUAGUGGUAGUAUUGGUAGUAAUAAUAGUGGUGAUAAUAAUAAUAUAAAUAUGAAUUAUAAAUCAAAAUCCCUAUCAUUAAAUUAUUCAAUUUUAAGACCUUUAUGUGAUACUGAUAAUAUUAGUAAUAACAAUAAUAAUAAUAAUAAUAAUAGUAAUAAUAGUAAUAACAACAACAACAUGUCAUCCUCUGAUAAUAAUAAUAAUAGUAAUAGUAAUAAUACUACAAAUGGUGGUCAACUAAAAAGAAAUAAUAGUAGUAAUAAUAAUAAUAGAUAUAGUAUUGGUGGGCCAUUAAAAAUGUCAAAUUCAUCAGAUUUUAAUGAUUAUUUAUUAAAUAAUAAUAUUUUAUAUAAUAUUAAUCAACCUAAUCGUAAAACACCACCACCAAAUUUAAUGUCAGUUUUAAAGAAUAGUUUCACACAAUAUACACCACCUUCAACAACACUCACAUCACCAACAAGUACACGUAAUCCAAAUAGAUUAUCAACAAAUUUAUCAAAUGUAACAAAUAUAUCCUCUUCAACAUCAUCAUCUUCUUCAUCUUUAAAUGCUAAUAAUAAUACUAAUAAUAAUAAUCAACAAUUACAACAACAACAACAACAACAACAACAACAACAAUUACAGCAACAACAACAAUUAACAAAAUCAUACUCUGUUAGUAAUUUAAUGAGAUCACAAUCAUCAUCAUCAUCUUCACAAUCACCAUUAAUUCAACAAAGUGAUCAAGUUACAUUUGAUUAUGAUUAUAUUUAUAGAAGGUUCCUUAGAAGUAGAAGUGAAUUGACAUUACCAUCAUGGGACAAUGCACAAUAUGAAGGUGAUUUCGAUACUGAAAUCCAAGAUACUCUAACUAGAGCUUUAUCAAAUGGUAAUUUACCAAGUGAUAAUAAAAGACAAAGUUUACAUUUAUCAACUGAAUCAACUACAAGUAAUAAUAAUAACAAUAAUAAUAAUAAUAAUAAUAAUAAUAACAAUAAUAAUAAUAAUAAAUCAAAAACUGAUGAUACAACAAAUUCUGCUACAACUACAACAACAACCACUACAACUACAACAACAACAACUACAACCAAUUCAACAACAACAACAACACAAUUAAAUAAUGGUAAAAAUUUAAUUGGAUUAGUUUAUAAUGAUAAAGAUGAAGUUAUUGCAGGUGAAAGAGAUAAAAUUAUUGGAUUAUUUACAGAUAUUUCAAAAGUGACAGGUACACAAUUUUUAGAGGAAUUUUUAUUUACAUAUCAUUAUUAUAUGACAUCAGUUGAUUUAUUAGAGAAUUUAAAGGGUAGAUUUAAUAAUCCAUUAAUGGAUCAAGCAGCACAAUCAAUAUCAAUACUUGAAGAGAAUCAUGACAAAGUAAAGAUUGAGCAGCUUUCAACACAUAUUAGACUUCGUGUUAUUAAUGUAAUAAAGAAAUGGAUUGAAAAUCAUGGUUAUGCAUUCGCAACCGAUAUUAACCUGUAUCAAAUGUUGGUGGACUUUAUAGAUGGUGAUGUGAUGUCGUUCAGUCAAAGAUGGGGCCAAUAUUUGAAAAAGGCAAUCAAUGAUAGUGGCUGUCUAUUACGAUAUAUAGCUGUCAAUGUAAAAGAAGCAUCCUCCAAACAAUUGCGUGAAAUCAUCUCAUUGGAUAAUUUAGAUGCAAUCUCAAAAUUAAUGUCACAAUCAUUACAAUUGAAAGAACGUAAAAAAGGUUUAAAAGUUAUUAAAAAUUCAUUCACAGGUAAUGAAGCUGUAGAAUGGUUAAUUAAUAAAUUCAAUUUAGAUUCAAAAGAUGAAGCACUUGAAACUUUAUCAAAAAUGUUACAAUCAAAUUUAAUUUUUCAUCAUUCAAAAUCUGGUUCUUCAUUUUCUCCAUCCUCCUCCUCCUCCUCAACAACAACAACGACAACAACAUCAUCAUCAUCAUCGAGUUCGAAUACAACAACUGCAAAUAUGGCAUCAUCAUCUUCUGCAACCGAUAAUAGCAGCAGUGGUGGUGUUGUAACUUCUUCAUCAUCUUCUUCAUCAUCAUCAUCUUCUUCACCAUCAAAUGGAAAUGGUACAACAGCUAUAACGAGUACAAGUUUACCAAAUUCUAUAUCAUCAUCAAAUUCAACAUCAAUUUUAACAUCAUUAGUUGUAAAUAGUAAUAGUAGUGGAAUUGCUAAUGGUUCCUCAACUCCAUCAAUACCAUCAUCUGUAACAUCACCUUUAACAAAUUCAAAAUCGACUUUAAAUUCUACCCCUUCAUCAUCAUCAAAUUCUUUUACUUUUAAAGAUAAAUCAACAAGUAUCUAUUAUUUUAUAUUUGAAAAUAUUAAUUUUCCAGAACCAAUUGUACCAAAAACAUUUUUUUCAUCACCAAAUUCAACAUUUUCAAUUACAUUUUUAGAUAUUCAUCCAGUUGAAAUCGCUAGACAAUUGACAUUAAUUGAUUAUGAGUUAUUUAAAAAAUUAUCACCAACUGAUUUCUAUCAUACAGCAUGGAGUAAACCAGAUGCAAAAGAGAAAGUACCAAAUUUAAUCAAUUUUAUCAAUAGAUCCAAUACCGUUAGUUAUUGGGUUGCCACAGAGAUUUUAUCAUCUUCAAAUAUAAAACAUCGUGUUUCAGUUUUAAAAAGAUUCAUCACUAUCGCUGAAAUCCUUAGAAAAUUUCAUAAUUGGAAUACUCUCACUGGUAUUUUAAUGGGUUUAAAUUUAGGUUCAAUUCAACGUUUAAAGAAAACUUGGGAAUCUAUUGAUAAGAAACAAUUGGAUUCACUUCAAAAUUUAAUUAAUCUAACAAGUGAACGUUUAAAUUAUUCAAAUUAUCGUAAAGAAAUGUCAACUCCAACUUAUCCUUGUUUACCUUUUAUGGCUGUAUAUUUAAAAGAUUUAUAUUUUAUUGAAGAAAAUCCUGAUUAUUUAGAAAAUGGUUAUAUUAAUUUUGAAAAAAUGAAAAUGAUUUCUAAAGUUUUAAUUGAAAUUAAAAGAUAUCAAACUGAACAAUAUUGGUUAAAGAAAAUAGAUGCAAUUGAAAAUAUAUUGAAAUCAGUUGUUUUAACUGAUAAAGAUUUAUAUAAAGCUUCACAUAUGAUUGAACAACCUCAAAGAACAAUGACUGUUGGUUCAAAUUUAAAAGCUCAAUCAUUUUUAACAACAACAACAACAACUACCACUACAAAUAAUUUAAAUAAUAAUAAUAAUAAUAAUAAUCCAAAUAAUAAUAAUAAUAAUAAUAAUAAUAGCGCUAAUAAUAAAUCUUCACCAUCUCCAUCACCCUCCUCCUCUCCAAUUACUUCAUCACCAAUAUCAUCAUUAACAAUUAACAACAACAAUACGAUUUCAUCAAAUUUAUCAGCUUCAACUGAUAGUAGUAUAAAUACAAAAAAGAAAUCUUCUUUCUUAAUGUUUGGAAAGAAAUAA
Dictyostelium discoideum AX4 is the source of this 3897-nucleotide messenger RNA. RefSeq names its product Ras guanine nucleotide exchange factor Q (gene gefQ). NCBI's taxonomy places the organism in Eukaryota, Evosea, Eumycetozoa, Dictyosteliales, Dictyosteliaceae. The transcript has 2 exons. The record is from RefSeq and is a predicted model, not a curated record. Gene Ontology annotation, molecular function: guanyl-nucleotide exchange factor activity. Gene Ontology annotation, biological process: intracellular signal transduction; small GTPase-mediated signal transduction. Bases 1 to 3897 code for a protein of 1298 amino acids.